UUACAGUUCGUUGUUAUACAAUUUAAUAUACCUUUCUUUACAUAUAAAAUUAGAUAGAAAUGUUAAUUUAAAUCAAACGGUUUUAGAUGUAUUAUCAAAAAUAACCACUUGUACUUUGUACUUGAAUGAACUUAUGAGAUAUAUUUAAUCCCAGAAAGGUGGUGUGAUAUAAUAUUUAAAAUAUAUCAUGACUGCCACAAUUGUUUAUAAGUCUGGUCUGACAAAGACAGACCCCCAGUCCCAUCCAGUAUUAAUAUUGGGACAAUUGAAACACCUGCGCGCAUUAAAAUUCGAACAAGUCGCUUGCAAAUUGCAGCCACAUGUCACAUCCGAGACAUUUUCAACAGCUGUAUGCAGUUUGAACCCGUCCCCAACUGAUUCUUGUCCUUUAUAUUUAAAUUUGGCAACAAUUGCUGCUUUGCCAGUCAACUGUAGCCGUCAUAAUGCACCAUCUCGUGCUCAUGCACUUACAAAACUGAUUAAAAUUUCUAGUAUUCCUGUGACUGAAACAAUAGUGAUUGUAUGCACUCGAGAAGAUGCUUAUGCAAGUGGUUGUGCAGUAGCAAGGGCUUAUCCACUGUAUAAUAAUAAAUCAGGAAAAACUCGUGCUGAUUAUACAGUCAAUGUUGAAUUUUUAAUUGUAGAUUCUGAACCCUUAACUAAUGAAGAUAUUGAGUGUUUAAACUACACAGCCCAUGGGAUUCGUUUAACAGCAAAAAUUGUAGAUGCCCCUACAAACUUUAUGAAUGUUCACCACUUCUUAGAGGAAAUAAAUAGUGUUGGAAAAAGUUUGGGUAUAACACCAAUGGUCAUUCGAGGUGAAGAUUUGAAUUCAAAAGGUUUUGGAGGUAUUUAUGGAGUUGGUAAAGCUUCAACAUCUCCUCCAGCUUUAGCAGUUUUGUCUUACAAACAUCCUGAAGCUACAAAAACAGUAGCGUGGGUUGGCAAAGGUAUAACUUAUGACACCGGUGGCCUUAGCAUCAAAUCAAAAACAGGAAUGCCUGGUAUGAAACGUGAUUGUGGUGGAGCAGCUGCAAUUUUAGGAGGUUUUUAUGCUGCAGUAAAAAAUGGAUUCAAACAAAAUUUACAUGCAGUCUUCUGUUUGGCUGAAAAUUCUGUUGGUCCCAAUGCAACUAGGCCAGAUGAUGUUCAUACACUUUACUCUGGUCGUACUGUUGAAAUCAAUAAUACUGAUGCAGAAGGUCGCCUAGUUCUUGCAGAUGGAGUUGCCUAUGCUAACAAAGAUCUAAAAGCAGAUAUUAUACUUGACAUGGCAACUUUAACUGGAGCACAGGGUAUUGCUACUGGUGCUUACCAUGGUGCAGUGUUGACCAACAGCCAGGAAUGGGAAGUUGGGUGUGUUGCUGCAGGAAAAUCUUGUGCAGACUUAGUUUUUCCAAUACCCUUCACUCCUGAAUUACAUUUUAGCCAGUUUGAUUCUGUUAUAGCAGAUAUGAAAAAUUCAGUUGCCGAUAGAGAAAAUGCAUUAAGUUCCUGUGCUGGUCUUUUCAUAAUGGCUCAGUUAGGAUUCGAUUUUCCAGGUGUUUGGAUGCAUGUUGAUAUGGCUUAUCCAGUUAGCUGUGGUGAACGUGGAACAGGAUAUGGAGUGGCGUUCCUCUGCACUUUGUUUGGAAAAUAUUCAAAGUCCAAAAUGUUGCAAGCAAUUUCUCCAGAUGUAGAUGCAGCAUCUACAAAAUAAAAUGCAUUUUAUAUCAUUGUUAUUUUUUAACUAGACAUAAGUAUUACUUUUUUGUAUUAUUCU
Ctenocephalides felis (cat flea) is the source of this 1762-nucleotide messenger RNA. It is a transcript of the gene grsm, whose product is annotated as probable aminopeptidase NPEPL1. Gene Ontology annotation, cellular component: cytoplasm. The transcript has 11 exons. Gene Ontology annotation, biological process: proteolysis. The record is from RefSeq and is a predicted model, not a curated record. The coding region runs from base 188 to 1699 and encodes 503 amino acids. NCBI's taxonomy places the organism in Eukaryota, Metazoa, Arthropoda, Insecta, Siphonaptera, Pulicidae. Gene Ontology annotation, molecular function: manganese ion binding; metalloaminopeptidase activity.